Molecule: messenger RNA, 2991 nt
Organism: Erythranthe guttata (spotted monkey flower)
Lineage: Eukaryota; Viridiplantae; Streptophyta; Magnoliopsida; Lamiales; Phrymaceae
Source: RefSeq, a predicted model, not a curated record
AUGCGCUCAUUACCUGAAAGAUUCGCUUACCGAAUUGCUGCCAUUGAAGAAGUCAGAGACGUUGACACGCUCAAACUAGACGAACUCAUGGGGAAACUUCUAGCACAAGAACUCAAUCAUGGUGAAAAUCAUCGUGAAAAGUCUAGAGAAAAGAAGAUAGCCUUUCAAGCAGAAACAUCAUAUGCAACGCCCCAAAAUUCGUCAACUCAAGAAGAUGAGCAAACAGUUGAAGAAUCCUUGGCACUACUAUCGAAAAAUUUUGGGAAAUUUCUCAAAAAGAUCGAAAAAAGGGGAAAUCUUCCAAGCACAGGGAAACCCGUGAAUUUUCAAAAUUCUAGGAGAAAUUCAAAUCAAGAUAACUCAGAGGAGUCAAAACCAAGAAGAAUACAAUGUCGAGAAUGCGAAGGCUUUGGUCACAUUCAAUCAGAAUGCGCAAACACCCUGAAGAAAAAGAAGAAAAUGUCACUUACUACUGGUUGGAGCGAUGAAGAAGAAUCUGAUGAUGACCAAGGAAACAACAAUCAAGUCACUAACUUUGUAGCAUUCAGCAGCAAAGUUCCUCUGGACAGCUCAGAAUCAACUGUUGCUUCAACUGUUGCAACAGACUGUGAAACAGAAUCCAGGUAUGAAAAUAUGUGUUCUGAUUAUGACAAAAAUCUAAACGAAAAUUCUUAUUUUGCAGAGGAUCCGAACAGCAGCAGUGAUGAGGAAGAACCAACCUUGGAUGAAGUAAAUGAGGUAUAUGAAAAAAUGUACCAAAAAUGGCUCGACGUCGUUAAGGUAAAUAACUUCCUGGAAAAGGAGAAGUUUGUGCUUGUAGAGGAAAACAAGACACUAAAGGUAAGAAUCUCUACUCUUGAGGAAAGGGUCAUAUCUAGUGAUCAAGAGAAAAAUAGUUUGCAGGGUAAACUUACUCAAACUCAAGAAGCAAUUGCAAAAUUGAACUUGGGUAGAGGUAAUCUAGAUGAAAUCCUAAGCAACAACAAGCCAAACUAUAAUCGUCUAGGCAUAGGAGGGAGUCAGCUACCCAAAGCUGAUCUAAAGCAAAAGGAAGAUCAAAACAGAAAAAUCAACUUUGUUAAACAAGCUUCUGUCUCACAAACAGUUGCAACUGUUGAAGCAACGAAACACGAUUCAAAGAAAAAGUUUAUUCCCACUUGUUUUUUCUGUCAAAAACUAGGUCACAUACGUCCUAGAUGUUUCAAAUAUUUAAAACUUGUGAAAAAGCUUGUGGCUCGUUCUCUUUACUCUGCUAGGGCUGAUUAUUUUCCUUCACCCUCUCAAAAACCCAAAAAUAAAAUUGAUAUUUCCAAUAGACCUCAGCAAAAAAUUUGGGUUGAAAAGUCCACGUCUAAAUGCUUAUCUGCGAUUACUUCUUUAAAAGCAAGUACUACUAAUGAUUGGUAUUUUGACAGUGGGUGUUCACGACAUAUGACCGGUGUUAAAGAGUUUCUGAAAAACUAUCAACAAAUCACCGGUGGAGCUGUUACCUUUGGAAACGGAAAAAAGGGUGAAGUGCUAGGGAAAGGAUCGCUAAAUCAUGAGAAUCUGCCAAAGCUGAAGAAUGUACUACUUGUAGAAGGACUCACGUCAAAUCUGAUAAGCAUCAGCCAGCUAUGUGAUCAAGAUCUUGAAGUCAGAUUCAACAAAUUCGCAUGUCGAGUAUUAGACAAAGAUGAGAAUUGUGUUAUUCAAGGAACUCGAUCAUCUGACAACUGCUAUAUUCUUGUCUCUGCUGGACCACUGGAAGAGGAACCAACAAAGGAAUCGGAAAACAGCUCCAGUGUCGCACCAACAGUUCCAACAGUUGAUGCAGCCUCUACCAUUUCAGAAGAAAGUGACGUCAAUUCUGAAACAGGAGACGAAGCUGAAGUCAGGCCUCUCGAAUUGGAUGAUCAAACUCACAAGGAACCCUCAAGAAGAGUCAAGAAGAAUCAUCCAGUGGAUCAAGUCAUUGGCCCGGUAGAAGAAGGAAUUCAAACCCGAGGCUUUAGCGAUGCUGAUUGGGCAGGUGAUGCAGACGAUCGAAAAAGCACAACUGGAGGAUGUUUCUAUCUUGGGAACAAUCUCGUGUCCUGGUACAGCAAAAAACGGAAUAGUAUCUCGCUUUCCACUGCUGAAUCGGAAUAUAUCGCCGCUGGUAGUUGUUGUGCCCAACUCUUAUGGAUGAAACAAAUGGUAUGUGAUUAUGGUAUUAGUCAAGAUUUAUUGCAUAUUUAUUGUGACAAUGUGAGUGCGAUUAAUAUUUCCAAGAAUCCAGUACAGCACUCUCGAACUAAGCAUAUUGAAAUUCGCUACCAUUUCAUUAGAAAUCUUGUAGAGGAAGGAACUGUCUCAUUAGAGUAUGUCACAACGGAGAAACAACUUGCUGACAUCUUUACUAAACCCCUAGAUGCACAAAGGGUUUCUCCACCGCCAUCGUCGCUAGUGACGCCACCGUCGCCGCCAGUGACGCCGCCGUCACCCUUCAACUAUUCUCCACCGUCUUCUCCGCUGCCACACUCUCCGGCUGCCCAAUCGUCUCCACCACCAGUUGAACCGACAUCGCCGCCGUCGUCAACCACCGCACCGGCUUCACCCCCACCGCCGCCAUCCUCGUCGGUCAACAAAGGCAAGGGCCCUGCCACCACACCACCGCCGCUCCGUCGCUCCCGUCGACGUGCUACUCACUCUGCCUCGUCUUCCGCUCAACCCACCACCUCUGAUGACUCUGCACCCGAUCCCGUGGUGCCUAUAUCUGCCGUCGAUGCCUUUAAUUCUCGGUUCUUUCUCCGAGCGAAUCAAAUCCGAUGGCGUCUGAAGAAACUCGACUAUUUUACUGCCCUUGCUCAGAAAGGGGGAGAUUAUUCUUCAGGGGGAGUUGACAACGAAGCAUCAACGGAACCGCAUACAGGGGGAGCUGAUGCAGCCGCUGGAACUACUACUGAUCCAACUGUCGUUGCUCCAACUGCCUCUAAAAGUCUGCUAGGCUUAACUCUGUUCUUCUUUUGA